This is a messenger RNA of Corythoichthys intestinalis (scribbled pipefish), 2800 nucleotides long. Its product is annotated as GTP-binding protein 8-like. Gene Ontology annotation, molecular function: GTP binding. NCBI's taxonomy places the organism in Eukaryota, Metazoa, Chordata, Actinopteri, Syngnathiformes, Syngnathidae. Bases 168 to 1031 code for a protein of 287 amino acids. The record is from RefSeq and is a predicted model, not a curated record. The transcript has 8 exons. Gene Ontology annotation, cellular component: mitochondrion.
GUAUACGUGUUUCACACGGACCUAUUUAAGCGUGCACCCAAUGUUUUUGCAGAGCGACAUAACUUGAUGAACUUCAUAACAUUGCGUUUAUUAAUACCGUUUAGCAAAAGUAAAAAUAUUUGAAGCCGUGCAGACACAUUACAGCCAGGUCUGACCUUUGAGGGAAGAUGAUUUAUCUACAUCCUCUUUCAUGGCUUCAACCUGGGAUUAAGAUGUGCACUUUCCCACAACACAGAAUUCACAAGUUGGCAUCACUGCAAGAGGCAAGAGUUCGAUACCCAAACAAAGUGAAAAGCUUACUUUACCCUUUUACAGAUGUAGAGACUUACCUGGACAGCUCUGUGGAUAGGACACAAUUUCAGCUCUUCCAUCCCUGCAUGAAUGAUCUUCUUAAAGCUGAAAAGCUCUUCUGUUCCUCACCGUCCCAUAAGAUUGAUUAUUAUGUGUCAGCAGAGAGGAUGGACCACUCACCUGCACUGAAACAACCCGAGGUGUGUUUCAUUGGCCGAAGCAAUGUGGGAAAGUCAUCUCUUGUUAAAUGUCUGUUUUCUCUGAGUCCAAAUGUGGAAGUCAGAAUCUCCAAAACACCUGGUCACACAAAAAAGAUGAACUUCUUUAAAGUGGGCAGGGCUUUCACCAUUGUGGACAUGCCAGGUUAUGGAUACAAAGCACCCAGAGAUUUUGUGGAAAUGGUUGAACCUUAUCUCUACUCGAGGAAGACUCUCGUCCGGACAUUUAUACUGGUGGAUGGCAGUGUUGGACUGCAAAAGACUGAUCACAUUGCCCUAGAAAUGUGUGAGGAGACUGGAUCUCCUUAUGUGAUGGUGGUGACGAAGAUUGAUAAAUGUAGUCGUGGUUCACUACUGACAAACCUAUUGAAAUUUCAAGAUGUUAUUAAAACACAGACAUCUAGUUGCUUCCCCCAGCCGUUUUUGGUCAGCUCCCUCCAGUUUUCAGGGAUCUACCUCCUGAGAUGCUUUAUUGCUCAUAUUACGGGAAAUCUACAGCUAAAGGACACCUCUCAAAGUUGAUUUGUGUUAAAAGAAGGUAUUAAAGGUCAUGUGUCGCAGUUUUCUCAGAGAUGUCUCAGAAGUUUUUUUCUUUCACUGUCUCUCAGGGAGAGUCUUACAUUAACGUUAUAGAUGUGAAGCGUUAGAGAUCUUGAAAGAAAACUUUUUUGACUGCUGUUAGGUUUAACCCCUCACACUCUAAAGCUGUCUUAUAGACAAGUUUCCGGAGCCAAUCAAUCGGCGCCAUCUUGGAAAAUUUCUGCGCUGAACUUCUGGUUUAGACAGAACAACAUGAAGUGCGAUUGACGUAAGCAUUGUGUUGACAAAGUUAAAACUGCAAAAUUAAACCAGAGGAACUCACGGAAUCUCCAAAAAUGGCUACAUGGAAAAACGUGGUCUUUGUGGUGGCACGGGCUUGAUUCCACAUCUGCCUUCAUGAACAUGUUGUUCUCCCAUGUCGUGAUGAUGGAUGAUGGCAGAUGGAAGUGGUAUUUCCAAAUUGUCUUUUUGAGGGAUUUUGAUGAGUAAUGUUACUCCAGCUUUACUUUUGUUUCGAAUGGAAAAAGUGUAAAACGGAAGGCGUGAGCAGAAAUGCCAAAGUAAAGCAGAAGCACCUCGGAAACUUGUCUACUGACUUGUCUAUUCUCCUGUCACUAUAUAUUGCACAUUAUCAAUAUUUUCUCAUAUCAUCAGCUCAUAUCAGGCAUUGAAUCUAAAAUCAAACUUUUUAAAAGCUCAAAGUAGCCUUGCUGAAACAGUUAAGGCAAAUGCGUCAUGGGAAUGUCUGUAUUUGAAUUGCAAAUAUAUGGAAAAUGUUUUUAAAACUGAAUUGGUUGAUUGUGCUGCUUGUCUACGCAUAAAAUACAAGAAACAUUGAACGUGCGGAGUGUUUAAAGUUGGGGAAAUAAAAGUCAAGAUUAGUAGUUAACUACGGUCAUAACUUUUAUAGAAAGUAGUGUUAAAGGGUCAAGGUCAUAUGAUAAAUCUUUCAUAGUGCCAUUGCUCUCGCUCAUAAAAGGCAAUGGGCUUGUUUCUUUCAAACAUUACGAAGGAAAAAUAAAGUAUUAUCUCGAGUCUGAUCAUGACACCCAUUUUAAUAGUCGCAGGACACGGAUUCUUAAAAUUGAAAGCAUCCCUAAUGAGGAACAAGUAGAGAGGAAAGAUAAAAGGUGGCGAAGAUAAAGAUUAGAUAAGGCACGCUACCUACAGCUGGUAUUUUAUUAUUCGCGUUGUCAUGCAAUGCAGAGAAAUUGUGAAUUUUAUGAGUGUUCCUAGUGAGUGAAUCAGAGCUUAAAUUUUUUAUGCUCUUUUUUUGUGCAAUGAUGAUAAAGGAAAUCUAUCUAGGAAACAUACAAUAGAUUACAAUGCUUCCCCAAGUAGAUAUUACUUUUAUUACUCUCAUCAUGACUCACCUCAACAACAUAGCUAGUUAAAAAAAGACCGUCAUAUCAAAAAUGCAUUUGUCUGCUAAAAUGUGGUAUGUUCAAUGUAUAGUAUAUGUAUAGCAUGCUCUAGCUAUAAAUUGAAAAUUGUCUUCGCUAAGUAGGCUUCAAAAUGGGGGAAAAAAUAAGGUUUCCCCGUCACAUCUCAUACGAUUACUGACCUCAAACCACAGCUUGCUCAUGAGCAGUGUUGUUAAUCUUACUUCAAAAAAGUAAUUAAUUACAGUUACAAAUGACUUCUCCCGAAAAGUAAUUGCGUUAGUAACUCAGUUAACGGAAUGUAAGAGUAAUUAGUUACUUGGCAAAGUAACUGGUGAUAAUUUUUUUUUUUUCUCAAAAAAACAAACA